Molecule: messenger RNA, 1206 nt
Organism: Labrus bergylta (ballan wrasse)
Lineage: Eukaryota; Metazoa; Chordata; Actinopteri; Labriformes; Labridae
Source: RefSeq, a predicted model, not a curated record
AUGCAGCUGGAAGCUCUUUCAAUGCUGACAAUUGGACAGCUAGCAGAGGUGGCCGCCAGACCUGGUCAGCUCACCUCUGCCGCCCAGGUUGAAAUGUUGGCGGGACUCAUCCCAGACAGACACUUACCUGACUUCUUUGACGACUUCUCCACUGCUAUCGUUGGUCACGAGGACAUGCUCCAACAUGAUGUGAGAACAGCCAUGUUGCAGGUCGUGUUUAAUCGUGCAAACCUCUCAAAUCCCUCAGUCAGUGAUUCAGUGGUGUUCGUUUGGCUCCACGUCAGAAUGCGCCCCCUGGUGCACAACAUGUCACAUCUGCAGGUUGCGCCAUUCUUUCAAAUACUUUCUGGAAGAGGCUGCAAUAUCCAGCAGCUGGGAGUGGACAUUCUGAAUGGAACAAUCUCUUCACUCAGUGAUGUCACACAUGAAGAAGUCCAAACCCAUAUCAUACUGUCUCUUAGAGGACCGGUAGCUCUCCAGUGCUACGGUAACAACUUCAACCGCAGUUUUUACGAGUUCAUGGUGCGCUCGUUCUUGGGAUUCCAGCUUCCCAAACUGAACGUCUUCCUGUCCCUCAUCAGUCACGACAGAACAAACCAGUUGGUGAACUCCAUGCCUCCAUCACAUCUUGGAGCCUUGCUCCAAACUCCUGAUUUUAUCAACAAUGAAACAGCGCUCUGUGACAUCUUCAACGUAUACGACCAGACGGCAGUUUUCCUUCAGACUGUGAUUCUCACGAAGGAGGUGCAGUGGCCCACGUUGUUUUGCGUCUGGCCAUUGGCUCUCAGGAUCACAGAGAAGUCAGAAGUGGACGCCUUCUUUAGUGGCCUUAGCAACAACAACUACACAGACCUGCUCGAUAGCAGUCUGAUCAGCCCCGAGAUCACACACAAUGCAUCCUGCCUCGCCUUCCAAAGGAUAGUUGCCAUUCUUGGUGAAUUCAACUUCAAUGCUGCAGACUUCCAGAGGUCAGAUGUGUUCCUCACCAUCAGGAGUUACCUCACCUCAGGCACAGUUCCAAGAUGCUACGAUCCCAGCAACCCAGACCUGAACUCUACAGCAUGGUUUGCUGAGUACAUCGGCCCUUUCAUUUCUUUCCUCACCCUGGAGGAUUUACUGUCUUUUGGAUCUCAGAGGUGAUCAGGGUGUUCACAGUGAACUCUCUGAACAUCGCCCUCCUCAACCAGGCUGGCUUACCUGCCAACC